Diaporthe batatas is the source of this 1884-nucleotide messenger RNA. RefSeq lists its product as uncharacterized. The record is from RefSeq and is a predicted model, not a curated record. The transcript has 2 exons. NCBI's taxonomy places the organism in Eukaryota, Fungi, Ascomycota, Sordariomycetes, Diaporthales, Diaporthaceae. Bases 1 to 1884 code for a protein of 627 amino acids.
AUGAAUUCCUCCAAAAGACAGCCCCUUGACCUCAUUUCCUCGAACCCAUCUCAAAAGAAGGCACGUACCAGAGAGUCCCUCCAAGAAGACCUUCCAUUCGGCCGACCCUCUGCGAGCGCCAAUACAUUCGCCCUUUCCCAAGAAGAGAGCGCCACCACUCGGGCGAAAGACAUUCCUGCCGCACACGUGAACUAUCUUGAAUCCCAAUCCUCUGAAAUCCAUGACUCGGCGAAAGGUAUCGCUGCAGAAUUUGGGGGGGAUGACUUCCUGGAGAUCUCUAUCGAAGAUUUGAUUGCAGCCGAUAUCCCAGGCAUCUCAGAUCAGCUUCGGAACACCAAUGACAACAUCAGCACCGAGGUUGAGGUAGUGGUGAAUGAUACAGUUCUGGACGUCUCUAAUAAAGACCUCUCGGUGAAGAACUCCUACUAUGAGACUCUGGGAGUCCCGCAUACUGCCGAGAACACUCCUGGAGAAUGCCUCCUCAAUCUCCUGCAAGGAGAGCAUAAUAUCAAGAAGCAAGUGGACUCGGUCUCAGAUGUGCUUUGGGACACCUGGCUGUCCGAGUGCCGAGAACUCGGUGUUCCUGAUGAUACCCUCAACAAUGCUUCCAAGAUCUCUGGUCCUGCGAGGGGGAAUCUUCACAUUAUUUGGCACUACCCAACAUAUAACGUCAGCAGAUCUAUGUUCGGAUUUACCGCGGAUCCUAAAAACCCCUGUAUCAACUUCCAGAAUCGGAAAAUUGGCCCAAAUCCCCGUGUCUGCACGAACGACAUCAUCCCAAUCCGCGCGAACUACCCGAGAUCUCAGUCCAAUGGAGUACAAUGGACAAGUAUCAUCCCGAACUCAGCCCAGGUUCUCAGCAGGUCGGCGGACUUGACGAUAGGAUUGCUUAAUAUGGCCCGUGUUGCUAUUCUUGUGGGUCAAGAGACUUACGAGAUCGUCAAGACGAGACUAGAGAGUGACCCUUCCAAGGAAAUCCACCAGUUGUACCUGCCUAUCAACGUCUUCAACGUCUUUGGGGAAAAGCCGCAUGUCUUGGCUAUACUAUGCAAGGCUACCCAACAGAUCGAGAAUCUGUUUUUUAUCUCAUUUCAUACCCAGGCUUUCUUCUACAUCCACAAUCCCCUGAUCGGUGUGUACUUCGAUUUCAUCUGGAAUGCUGCCUGCGCAAUCGCCAACAUCCCUGUCAUCAGCCACGAUAUUUUCUACCAAACAGUGUCAUCCAGACAAGUGAGGGAUAAGGUCACCGAGAAGUACGGCCAACUCGCCCUUGCUAUAAUGUAUAGAGGCAUGGAAAAGAAUAACAGAGUAUAUCUACCGGAGGGCAUAGCUGAACAGAUCUUUCACCGAACUAUCAGCUCCAACAUCGACUGGUGGGCCGCGAAUUCCCCAAAUAAGGGUGCCUUUACAGUGGUCCAGCUCAUCCUCAAGCUAUUCUCCGACAAAGCCAAUUCGACUUCCAGACGUUUAGGUUUCCCGAAUCUAGCCAAGGGGCGGGACACCCAACGCGCUGGGGGAUGGCAGUCCCUUAAGAAGGCCACCGAGGCCCAGAGGGAAUCUGGAUUUAACAACCAAAAGAAGGCCCAGGCAGUAGGCCAUGUUUCCCAGAGCGCCCAGAAGGUUGCAAGGCUCCAGGCAUUUCUCGAUACAUAUCAAGUCCGACAGCUCCUUUCCAAGCCGAAAUCGACACUAACAUCCAAGGAGUUGAGCACCGUGGAAUCUUUACAAGACAUUAGCGAUUGUGUCCAAACACGGGAGACAACACCAAAGUGCAGGAAGUUCAUCAACACCCAUGUCAUUUUCUGGUUAAAGAAGAACCCUUUUGGGCUUCGUUUCAAAGGUGAUAAUGCACCAGCAAAUGCGCUAUCCUUUACUGCUUACUAG